AUGUAUCAUCCAAGUCAAUCGGUCGUGUGUUCUGAUUGUAACGUUACAUUUCGUUCACAUCGGGCGUUGAAGAAUCAUCAACAACGCUUUCAUUUCAAUUAUUCGCAAAAUCUUCCCGAUUAUCAUCAUCUUUCCUCCUACUUAUUUUUGGCUUUUUCAACUCAGCAAUUCUCCUUUGUAGCCAAACAUGCUUGUGAACAAGGACGUUUGCCGUUAGGACAAUUCACAUCCAAAAUUUUUCUAUGUCAGUCCUGCCAUGUCUCAUUUCCCUGUUCCAAUGCAUUGCAAUAUCAUUUAUUAAACAAACACGACCAAUAUGAAUCUGAAGUCUGUCGAAUUACUCUACAUGAUAUCAUUGUACAAGUCGAAGAGAAUAUCAAAACAGUUGAUCUUAAUAAUAAUGAUGACAAUGAUAAUAUUGAAUCAAUGAAAUAUUUAUUAGCUAAACAAGCAUCAAUCUUCGGACUGAGGGAUAAGAAAUUAGCUGAAGAGAUUCGUUGUAUACGACACGAACAUCAGCAAUUGAUUUUUCCUUCGUGUCAACAUCCAAGUCGAACAUGUGCAAAUUUAUGUUUGAAGUAUCUUUCGUCUUACAAUAAACUCGUCGAAAAUUAUUCCUAUCAGAUACCAACCGUACCGAAAGGGAAUCCGUUUGCUCAAGGUUCAAUUGUUUCUCGACCAAUAUCUAAAUCAUUAGUUAGCUUAGCCACACCAUCGAAAGAUGGAUCAAGUCCAAAUCCGAAGCGAACAUCCUUGAAACGUGUUCAAUCAGCAAUGUCGGAACGUUCGUUAUCUCCCCAAUCGAAAAAGAGAACAAAUGAACAACAAUUUAAAAUAAAUGGAUCUAAAUUCAUGUCGUCUGAAUCGAUUUCACUUUCACCAAGAAAAAAUCAGAUUUAUCCACGUUCGAUGUCUUCAAAAAAUGCCAGACAUUCCGUAGCGUGCAAACGUAGUGUCUCGCCAACUAUCACACUGGCAGUUGAACGUUCAUCGGAGAAACGUCGUCGACAGCGUGAAGAAAAAAAAACCAAAACUCCUCCAUCAUUCUCGAGUAAAGCGCAUAGUACCGAACAAGAAAGCGAUGACGACGAUGAUGAUGAUGAUGAUGAUAUCAUUCCUUCGAAAUUCGAUACACACAAGAGACAACGCGAAGCAUCCGACAGUUCCGUUGAAUAUGUUCAAGUAAUAAAUAACGAGCCACAAACAGUUUCCUCGUUGAAUAAUAUCGAAAAUUUAAAAUUGAAAUCGAAAGGUGAUGAUAAGGACAUUAUUAUUUGUGAUUCAUCUUCAACCGUUAGAAAACUUCCUUCAUCACCAAGCAAAAAUCUUUCCAAUGGUCAUCAGACGGCUGAUUAUGAUGAACAUGUUCGUGUCCGUUGUAAAAUAUGUGGUGACAUUCUCGAAGGACGAAGUCGAUUUUCUAAACAUGUAUUAGCCAUGCAUUCACAUCUGAUUAAAAGCAAUGCAUCAAAUAUAAAACAGCAGCAACAGACUACCAGUGUUCGAUGA
Adineta ricciae is the source of this 1509-nucleotide messenger RNA. Lineage: Eukaryota; Metazoa; Rotifera; Eurotatoria; Adinetida; Adinetidae. The record is from the annotation of a GenBank genome assembly.